Protopolystoma xenopodis is the source of this 716-nucleotide messenger RNA. NCBI's taxonomy places the organism in Eukaryota, Metazoa, Platyhelminthes, Monogenea, Polystomatidea, Polystomatidae. The record is from the annotation of a GenBank genome assembly.
AGGCUUGCGGGUGGUUUGCAUGCUGCGAACUAACGGAACAAGCUUGCAGUUGUACGUGUAGCCUUGACGUCCUUUUGGCAUUUGACCGUCCCGACUGCCCCAAUACGCAAUGCGAGUUGUACCAGUGCUCCAGCCAGCAGAUAUCCUACACUCAAUGUCCUGUACCAUGCGUUGUGGUCAAGCUGAUCACGCACAAGACCAUCUCCAAUCCACUCACGGAAAGUCACCAGCCAGUCGCCGUCGGCGGGGCUAACAACGGUGAAAGUGCCAACCAGACAUCGUUUAGCAAUCGAGCCGUCUUGAUGCUAAUCCGCAGCGAACAUGUACACGUGGCAACUGAGGAAGAAAUAUACUCUUUGGCCAAAUUGUUCUCGGAGAUUGGCGGCCUUUGCUCUCUCUUCAUCGGCCUGAGUUGUAUUUUUAUCUUCGAAAUGCUUGAGGCCCUGAUCCUGAUGCACAGUGAGGCAAGAGAAAAAUUGCGCCAGAAAGAGGGCUUCGGCUUAAGGCCAUUUGAUGGAGAAACAACAGAGGAGAGGACAAAUUACAAAGAAGUCCUACUGCAUGCGCAUACUAAAAUUGGCGAAAAGGUGGAGUGGUCCCAAUCGUGUUGGUUUGCUGAUUAUGUUACGUCUGCUAGUAAAUAUGCUAGAAGAGAGGCUAUUGCAAUUGACAGUAAAGGUAAUAUGUUGACUGAGGGAAAUGGAGUUAAGAAACUA